GCGACCUAAGAAAAGCAAAUUCGCCAAGAAAGGCAAACAGGUGCCAUGGGUGGCUACGCGGAGCCCCUGCUCUUCAGCAGCCGCAGCCCGCGCGUCGGCGGCCACAGCAGCAACAGCAUGGUAGUCGCGCUGCACGACGACGAGCUCGACGACGGCGACGCGCCGCCGGUGCGGUCGGCGCGCGCCGCGUGGGCGGUGUUCGCCGAGGAGUCGCGGCGGCUCUGGGCCAUCGGUGCGCCCAUCGCCUUCAACAUCAUCUGCCUCUACGGCACCAACUCGACGACGCAGAUCUUCGCGGGCCACAUCGGCAACCGCGAGCUCUCCGCCGUGGCCAUCGGCCUCUCCGUCGUCUCCAACUUCUCCUUCGGCUUCCUGCUCGGCAUGGGCAGCGCGCUCGAGACGCUCUGCGGCCAGGCCUUCGGCGCCGGCCAGGUGGCCAUGCUCGGCGUCUACAUGCAGCGCUCCUGGAUCAUCCUCUCCGCCUCCGCGCUCCUGCUCACGCCGCUCUACGUCUACGCCGCGCCCGUCCUGCGCCUGCUGGGGCAGGACGACGACAUGGCCGCCGCCGCGGGGAGCUUCACGCUCGCCAUCAUCCCGCAGAUGUUCGCGCUCGCCGUCAACUUCCCCACGCAGAAGUUCCUGCAGGCGCAGAGCAAGGUGGCGGUGCUCGCCUGGGUGGGCUUCGCCGCGCUCGCCGCGCACGUCGGCCUCCUGGCGCUCUUCGUGUCCGUGCUCGGCUGGGGCGUCGCGGGGGCCGCCGCCGCCUACGACGUCUCGUCCUGGCUCACCUCGCUGGCGCAGGUGGCCUACGUCGUGGGCUGGUGCCGGGACGGCUGGACGGGGCUGUCCAGGGCCGCGUUCCAGGAGCUCUGGGCCUUCGUCAAGCUCUCGCUCGCGUCCGCCGUCAUGCUCUGCCUCGAGAUCUGGUACAUGAUGGUGCUCGUCGUGCUCACGGGGCACCUCGACGACGCGGAGAUCGCCGUCGACUCCAUAUCCAUCUGCAUGAACAUCAACGGCUGGGAGGGCAUGCUGUUCAUCGGCCUCAGCGCCGCCAUCAGCGUCCGCGUGUCCAACGAGCUCGGGUCCGGGCGCCCCCGGGCCACCAAGUACGCGGUCAUGGUGGUGCUGGCGCAGUCGCUGGCCUUCGGGCUCCUGGCCAUGCUCCUCAUCCUGGCCACCCGGUCGCAGUUCCCGGUCAUCUUCACCGGCGACCGCCACCUGCAGAAGGCCGUCUCCAACAUCGCCUACCUGCUGGCCGUCACCAUGGUGCUCAACAGCAUCCAGCCCGUCAUCUCGGGCGUCGCCGUCGGCGGCGGCUGGCAGGCCGUGGUGGCCUACAUCAACCUCGGCUGCUACUACGCCUUCGGCCUCCCGCUCGGCUUCAUCUUCGGCUACCUCCUCAGGCUCGGCGUGCAGGGCAUCUGGGCGGGGAUGCUCUGCGGCACCGCGCUGCAGACGGCGAUACUCACAUACAUGGUCUGGAGAACAGACUGGAAAGCAGAGGCGUCGCUGGCGUUGGAGAGAGUCAGAAUAUGGGGUGGGCAGCAUCAUCAAAAGCUUCCUACCUCGGAUCAGGACGUGGUCAUCUAGACGAAUGCUGCAUCGGAUCGGAGAUGAUUCCUUAGAAUUCGGAUUCAUCGGAGAUGUAAAUGGCCAUCACAUCUCCUGCCGAUCAGUAUAAAUAGUUUGCCGGGCGGCAGCUAGGAUUGAUCAGAGGGAAUUCAGACUGCAUGCGACUACUACUGUACGCCAGCCGAGCCAGCACCGGCAGUAAAAUUUAGACAGGACAGGGGUUUAGCAUAGUCACACACCGGCAACUCACUCUAAGAGCACGACAUCUAUGGCAUUCAUUCAUUUGAGCUUUCCAUCUCUCAACAUCCUUCUAUAUAUAAUGCCAUGGGAACACAUGUUUGAA
Molecule: messenger RNA, 1915 nt
Organism: Panicum virgatum (switchgrass)
Lineage: Eukaryota; Viridiplantae; Streptophyta; Magnoliopsida; Poales; Poaceae
Product: protein DETOXIFICATION 35-like
Exons: 3
Coding region: 46-1590 (514 amino acids)
Biological process (GO): xenobiotic detoxification by transmembrane export across the plasma membrane
Cellular component (GO): membrane
Molecular function (GO): xenobiotic transmembrane transporter activity; antiporter activity
Source: RefSeq, a predicted model, not a curated record